UUGCAUUUCAAGCACCAGGUCUGCAGGUGGUGCUUUAAAAGUCAUAACCUAACAUUUCGACAAAAUGGCAGACGUAGUUCAGGUGUUUAAUUGUUUUUAUUGUAAAUCAAAAAAUUUAACGUGGACGGAAGUUGAAAAGCACCGAUGUUUUGCUGGCAAAUGUUUAUUAAGCAUAGGGGCAAACAAUGUAAUUUAUUGUGAUGAAGAUAUCACUGCUGGUGGAGCACCUGACGAAGUUGUAACAGAAACACAAGAAGACUCGCAAGAAGAUGCUUUGUGUGAUAAGGAAAAUGCAACUGUUUCGAUGGAAAAUGACAAUGCAAAGUGGUCUCACUCUGCAAUAUUAAUGCUAAUUGAUGAAUACCGAAAACAUAAGAAUGACUUAGAAAAAAAGAACUCCUUAAAACGACAUAUUUGGAAAAAGAUAGCUACCAAUAUAAAUAAUGAAGAGUCCAGUUCUUACACAUGGGACCAGAUACAAAAUAAGUGGAAAAGUUUGUUACGUACAUACAAAAAUGUAAAAGACCACAAUAAUGAAACAGGCAGAGGGCGCAAAAAUUGGCAGUACUUUGAUCUUAUGGAUGAACUUCUGAAAGGGAAUCCAACUGUUCAACCACCAGUAGUAAUUAAUAAUGGCGAGAUAACAGUGUGUAGUGGUAGUCAACCAUCCAUGUCAGCAGAAGAUUCUCCUCGAAAUACACGGUCCAACACUCCAGAGAGCAGUAACAGAAAAAGGAAGUCGUCAUGUGAUAUGUCCGAUUUAUUAAACUCUAUAUUAAAGCAAAACAAACAACAACAUGAAGAAGAGAUGGUGGAGAAACGCCGUUUCAAUACUCUCUUAGAAAAAUUAGUAAAUAAUAUUCUAAACAAGGAGCAAGAAUAAAUGUAUAUUAGUUCUUAUAUCUUAAUAUAACAUUACACGUUUACAGUUUAUUCAUAAUAGCAA
Messenger RNA from Photinus pyralis (common eastern firefly), 946 nucleotides. RefSeq lists its product as uncharacterized. The transcript has 4 exons. The coding region runs from base 65 to 883 and encodes 272 amino acids. The record is from RefSeq and is a predicted model, not a curated record. NCBI's taxonomy places the organism in Eukaryota, Metazoa, Arthropoda, Insecta, Coleoptera, Lampyridae.